Molecule: messenger RNA, 1173 nt
Organism: Euleptes europaea (tarantolino)
Lineage: Eukaryota; Metazoa; Chordata; Lepidosauria; Squamata; Sphaerodactylidae
Gene: RAD23A
Product: RAD23 homolog A, nucleotide excision repair protein
Exons: 9
Coding region: 71-1147 (358 amino acids)
Biological process (GO): proteasome-mediated ubiquitin-dependent protein catabolic process; nucleotide-excision repair
Cellular component (GO): cytosol; nucleoplasm
Molecular function (GO): polyubiquitin modification-dependent protein binding; damaged DNA binding; ubiquitin binding
Source: RefSeq, a predicted model, not a curated record
UUGUGGGGCCCCCCUCCCUCCCGCCGAGUCCGUUGGGAGGAACCGUCAGUUUGACCCCCCCCCGCCCGCCAUGGCGGUGACCGUCACCCUGAAGACGCUGCAGCAGCAGACCUUCAAGAUCCGCAUGGAGCCUGACGAGACGGUGCGAGUUCUCAAGGAGAAGAUUGAGGCCGAGAAGGGCAAGGACGCUUUCCCGGUGUCGGGCCAGAAGCUCAUAUAUGCCGGCAAGAUCCUGAGCGAUGAUGUCCCCAUCAAGGAGUACAAGAUCGAUGAGAAGAACUUUGUGGUGGUGAUGGUCACCAAGAAUAAAAGUGGCUCCGGAGCUCCCGUUCCCUCCCCCAGCGAUGCAGCCCCCUCCUCGGAGUGCACCCCACCCUCUGGGCCAAGCGUGGCGCCCGCAGCAGCUACAGCUCCUUUAAGCGAGGAGCCGCCCCCUGAAGAGUCCAUGACUGUUUCCCCGCUGGAAACCACAGUCGGCUCUGUUCCCUCUUCAGGUAGCAUGGGACGCGAAGAUGACGCAGCCUCCACCUUAGUUACCGGCUCGGAAUACGAGACGAUGCUGACUGAAAUCAUGUCGAUGGGCUAUGAGCGAGAACGGGUGGUGGCGGCACUCCGGGCCAGCUACAACAACCCUCACCGGGCUGUGGAGUACUUGCUAACGGGAAUCCCAGGCAGCCCGGAACCAGAGAGCGCCCCCCUCCAGGAGAGCCAGCCCCAAGAGCAGCCAGCCCCGGAAGGAGAGAAUCCUCUCGAGUUUCUGCGAGACCAGCCCCAGUUCCAGAACAUGCGGCAGGUGAUCCAGCAGAACCCUGCGCUGCUCCCAGCUCUGCUCCAGCAGUUGGGCCAAGAAAACCCUCAGCUGCUGCAGCAAAUCAGCCAGCAUCAAGAACAGUUCAUCCAGAUGCUCAAUGAACCCUUGGGCGAAAUGGCUGAUGUGGCGGACAUCGAAGGGGAGAUGGGGGCCAUCGGGGAAGAAGCCCCUCAGAUGAAUUACAUCCAAGUCACGCCUCAGGAAAAAGAAGCCAUAGAAAGGUUAAAGGCCCUGGGCUUCCCGGAGAGCUUGGUGAUCCAGGCCUAUUUCGCCUGCGAGAAGAACGAGAACCUGGCAGCCAACUUCCUGCUGAGUCAGAACUUUGAUGACGAGUGAUAAAAGGAAAAGAGUUUUAUAUAAAA